Messenger RNA from Quercus robur (English oak), 770 nucleotides. RefSeq lists its product as uncharacterized. The transcript has 2 exons. The coding region runs from base 60 to 770 and encodes 236 amino acids. The record is from RefSeq and is a predicted model, not a curated record. NCBI's taxonomy places the organism in Eukaryota, Viridiplantae, Streptophyta, Magnoliopsida, Fagales, Fagaceae.
CAUCACACUGCCUCUCUCACUGCUCUUCCCUCUCAACAAAUUGAUAUCUCAGGUUCACAAUGCCUGAAAUUGAUAUAAUCCUAUACCACGGUGGUCCGCUUAAGAAUGUCAAUGCGAACAAGGGAUUGCCAUUUGAAGGGCCGGGUAUAAAGACCUAUUAUACCCAAAUUGAUCGUAGGUUGAAGACCCUUGACGAAUUGAAGAAGAUUAUCAUGGAAGAGUUGUGUGAGAAUCCUGCUAUACACAACAUACAAAUUACUUAUCGUAUGCCAAACGAAAUCUUGAAGCAUCGGAUUAAUUACAAGUAUAUGGUGAUAGAAACAGACAAACAUGUAAAGAUCAUGUUUGACAAGUUGGAAAGAAUAGGUGAAGUAACUAACAUUGAGUUGUACAUACAAUUGGAGCCGCGUGCAGUUUGGGAAGAGGAUAUCCAACAAACGACUACAAGCUUACAGGUUAUGGUUCCAGAUGCUCAAUAUGAGUAUUCUACACAUGUAGAGGAUGAUUAUGUUCAUGCCGAUGGUGAUGUUCAUGUUGAUGGUGAUGAUGAUGAUGAUGAUGAUGAUGACUAUGUUGAUGAGACUACUGCCAUUAACAAUGAUGAUGACGAUGAUGAUGACGACUAUGUUGAUGAGAAUAUUGCCAUUAAUGGUGAAGAUUUUGUGGAUAGAGAUGAGUAUGAAGACACGAUUGGCAGAGACCUUGGGGACUUUGAGAGGGACCUUGGGGACUUUGAGAGGGUAACCUCAUGUAAUUUCCCGAUAAUUUGA